UUUCGUCCCUCGAUCAUUCUUCUGCGAAGAAAAAUUAAAGAAAGAUGUUGGAUUACGUUAAACAAUCACACCGCUCAAUUCGGUCAAGAGGUGCGGCAACGAAAAUCAUAAAAUUAGGUUCACUUGUUACAUUGGCGUUAAUGACAUGGCAGUUGAUAGUUCUGGUAACCGGAACCAAAUACCCUGUUGCUGUUGUUCUUAGCGGAAGCAUGGAACCUGGAAUUCGAAAGGGUGAUUUAUUGUUCUUUAGUGCCAUGAAGAGCCCUCCUAUUCAAACGGGAGAAAUUGUACUGUUCAAAAUUGAGGGUAAGGAAAUCCCUAUCGUUCAUCGUGUAAUAAAGGUCCAUAGGCAGAAUGCUCCCAACAAAUUCAUUCUGUUAACAAAAGGCGAUGCUAAUUCGGAAGAUGACAGGUAUGGGGUAUAUGCAGAUGGCCAACUGUGGCUUGAAGAUCAUGAUAUAAUUGGAAGAGUGAUAGGGCGUAUGCCAUAUAUUGGUUGGGCAACAAUUCUCUUGGGAAAGAAGCCUUUGAUGACGUAUGCUCUACUUGGUGGACUAGGCUUUGCUGAGUUGCUGAGCAUCGCCUCACAUUAGUUUUAUAAGAACAAACAUUUCAGAAGGAUUGUAAACCUGUGAUGAGUGUGUGAUGUUAAUUGAGCUAGAACUUGUCCUGUAUGGUGCUUUGCGUGCAAGCUUUUUAAAUUUGUACAAGCUCAAUCUUAAACUGAUAGACUGCGCAUACAAAUUUGGAUGGUAUUGUACAUGUAAAAUGUAUAGAAAUCUUUUCCCAUAUAACCUGGAAAAAAAAAAAAAAAAAAAAAAUCCUACGUGUUCAUGUGGAAAAAUUAUAUUUUUUUUUUAAGAAAAUGAACACACAUUAAUUGCUUAUGAAUCACUUAGUUAAUUUGUCUUAAAACACGUGAGUUGUUUUUAUCUUUUGACACAACUGAAUUUAUAAGUGAUAAAAAUUACUUGUUUUAACUUAUUUUAAAUAAAUUAUUUACUCCCACCGUCAAUAAAAGUUAUUCCUAUUUAAGAUGCUGCAUCUAUUCAUACAAUCCUACAGAGUAGUUUGAUGAAUUUGUUC
Molecule: messenger RNA, 1086 nt
Organism: Chenopodium quinoa (quinoa)
Lineage: Eukaryota; Viridiplantae; Streptophyta; Magnoliopsida; Caryophyllales; Amaranthaceae
Product: signal peptidase complex catalytic subunit SEC11C-like
Exons: 8
Coding region: 45-593 (182 amino acids)
Cellular component (GO): membrane; signal peptidase complex
Molecular function (GO): serine-type endopeptidase activity
Source: RefSeq, a predicted model, not a curated record